ACAAAGGACACUGAAUGGCCAUGUUUAUUCAUUUCUUUUGUUUGUGUCCUCUAAGCCUCAUUAUCAAGCUGAAUAUUAAUACAUCGAAAGUGGCCUAUUGACCCUAUUCCAAAAAGGAUGUUUUGCUAGCAAGCAGGUGGCUAUGGAAAUGACGAAUCAACAUGAAUUAGUUUAAUAUCUGACUGGCAUACGAUCUUCUUUAUCCCAUGUGUUAUCUUUGUCUGUAAAACCAACAUAUAAGCAAAAACUGUUAAAAAUCGGUGGAAGGGAAUGAAUGACUUCUCACCUGCUUCCAAUAAUAGUCUGGUAGUCAAUGUAACUAUACUAACAGGGCUAAUUCUCAUUUCUGAGUUACCACGAAUACAGAGCUAAACCAGGAUCCAAGCACUCAAUGAUGAGCAAGCCUGAAAAAUCUUACGUAGAAGAACAUUAUCGCUCGGUAGCUAACAAGUACGAAUACCUCUACAAAGAAAUGUAUAAAGGAUUCCUUCCCCAUCUGAUGAAAUCCUUGGACUUGAAGCCGCACCACAUUGUCGCAGACAUUGGUAGUGGAAACGGCUUCAUUGCCGAGAACAUCUUUGAAUCGUUCGUGCUGAAAAACCCUGUUUGGUGCGUGGAUCCCAGCGCAGAAAUGCAAGAAGUAGCGCGUAAAAGGAAAGGAACUUACCCCGUUCAAAAAACGGCGGAAGAAUUUUUUUCUGAUUCGAAAAUCAGCCAGUGUUUUGAUACGAUUCUAGCAGUAUUCAGUACACAUCACUUUGUUGAUCCCAAUUCUGUGUACGAGGGAAUAUUUCGUUCUCUUCGACCCAGUGGUUCAUUUGUUCAAUUUGACUCGAUGAGUCAUAGUCAUCCAAUGUUCAAAAUGGCCGCGAAUGGCUACAGCAGCUAUUUUCAAAAGGUAAGCGAGAGGAAGGAGUUUUUCCGUGAGAUUAAGUUUCAGGGGAAAUUCUCCCAAGAAGAGUUCUCCUUUGCAUGGAGUCUGACAAAAUCCAAGUUAUAUGAGAUGUUUCGGCGUCGUUACGUGAGUACAUUUUACCAGUUCACCGAUGAACAAAUUGAAGAAGGAAUUAAAGAAGUCGAGAGCGAGACGUUAAAAGAUGUGAAGGAUGAGGAUCUCAUCAACUGUAACACUGUGGUUCUGGUGACGAAAUUUGAACUUGAGUAGCGC
Molecule: messenger RNA, 1168 nt
Organism: Orbicella faveolata
Lineage: Eukaryota; Metazoa; Cnidaria; Anthozoa; Scleractinia; Merulinidae
Molecular function (GO): S-adenosylmethionine-dependent methyltransferase activity
Source: RefSeq, a predicted model, not a curated record